AUGGAAAUAAACGCGGCCCAGCAAGCAGAAGAUUCCAUAGCUGAAGAAAUGAGGUGGUUCUGGGAUAACGAGGAGGCUGAGAGUGACAGUGUCCCUGAGAGUGGUCCUGACAGUGACGCCGAUCACAGUGACACUGACGACAACGACACUUUGACUGAAACGAAUGAGGUUCCUCAGCAGAUCUCUUUAACUGUGGCUAAACCCGGAGAUAAUGUGACUCUGACAUGUGCGCUCUCUGGAAGUGAUAAAGGGUUGUUUUACUGGUAUAAGCUGAAUUUUGGAUAUAUGGUUCAAACAGUUGCUGAAGGAAGUUUUGACAAAAUAUUUCAAAAGAACAACUCAAGAUUCAGUGCCACAAAAGUGGGUAAUGUGCAUUCUCUUAUCAUAAGAAAUGUAAGCAAAAAAGAUGAAGCAACGUACUUCUGUCAAGCAGGAUCAUCAUUCAGUAUGAGAUUUAAAAAUGGCACAAUUGUGGCAGUGAAUGAUCCUAAAACGCAAAAUACAUUUGUCACCAUGAAGAAAAGUCGAGAAGUGGAGCCAGUCCAUGUGGGUAAUGCAGUCACUCUGCAGUGUUUGCUCCUCUCCAAGAACAAAACUGAGACAGAUCAGUGUCCAUAUGGUGAAACAUCUGAUAGUGGGACCUACUACUGUACUCUGGUAACAUGUGGACAGAUCCUGUUUGGGGAAGGAGCUAAAGUGGAGACCAAGGAGUUCCUGCUCGUUACUGUGCUUGGAGCACUGCUGGCCUGCGCUGUGUUUGUGAACUUUGCACUGAUUCUCACCAAAAAGAAAAAAGAAAGAAAAAAGAAAAAACAACCUCGCGAGCACUGCAAAGGUCUCAACAUCCCAGUAAGCUUUGAACUGCUGGGUAACAAACGUCUCCGAAAACAUGAGAACGCUUUUGCAAGUAUUUGA
Messenger RNA from Maylandia zebra (zebra mbuna), 915 nucleotides. RefSeq lists its product as uncharacterized. Gene Ontology annotation, biological process: response to bacterium. The record is from RefSeq and is a predicted model, not a curated record. NCBI's taxonomy places the organism in Eukaryota, Metazoa, Chordata, Actinopteri, Cichliformes, Cichlidae.